Molecule: messenger RNA, 1131 nt
Organism: Erigeron canadensis
Lineage: Eukaryota; Viridiplantae; Streptophyta; Magnoliopsida; Asterales; Asteraceae
Product: LEAF RUST 10 DISEASE-RESISTANCE LOCUS RECEPTOR-LIKE PROTEIN KINASE-like 2.4
Exons: 1
Coding region: 28-1065 (345 amino acids)
Biological process (GO): protein phosphorylation
Molecular function (GO): ATP binding; protein kinase activity
Source: RefSeq, a predicted model, not a curated record
AAAACUAGAAAGGCUGCAGAUCAUCAAAUGGAGUCAUUCAUAAGCAAAUAUGAAAGUUUGGCAGCAAAGAGAUUCCGCUAUUCAGAAGUUAAGAGAAUGACAAAAUCAUUCCAAGAAAAACUGGGACGAGGAGGGUAUGGAAUUGUCUACAAGGGAGAAUUGCCUAAUGGGGAACUAGUUGCAGUGAAGAUCUUGGGUGAAGCUACAGGAGACGGUGAAGAUUUUAUUAACGAAGUUGCUAGCAUUGGUAAGACUUCUCAUGUCAACAUAGUCACACUCUUAGGUUUCUGCAUUGAGGGAAAGAAAAGAGCUUUGAUCUACGAGUUUAUGCCAAAUAGUUCCUUGGAUAAGUUUCUUCAACGUGACGAUGGAUCUCAUUUGGACUGGAACACAUUAUUCCAAAUCGCAAAAGGGAUUGCACGAGGCCUAGAAUACUUGCACCAAGGUUGUAACACAAGAAUUGUUCACUUUGACAUAAAGCCUCACAACAUUCUGUUGGACAAAGACUUUGUUCCAAAAAUAUCUGAUUUCGGUUUGGCUAAGUUGUGCAAGACGAAAGAGAGUAUCGUGUCUGUAAUGGGUGCAAGAGGUACUGCAGGAUACAUGGCCCCUGAAGUAUUUUUCAAGAACCUAGGAGGGGCAUCCCACAAAUCCGAUAUUUAUAGCUAUGGGAUGAUGGUUCUUGAAAUGGCAGGUGUACGUAAAAACCAUAAUGCCAGCAAGACAAGCACAGGUGAAUCAUUUUUUCCAGAAUGGAUAUAUAAGCAAGUGGAAACAGAAGGAAAUUUAGGGGAUUAUGGGGUGACAAACAAAGAAGAUGAGGUCCUUGCGAGGAAGAUGAUGCUUAUAAGCCUGUGGUGCAUUCAGUCAGACCCAUCUGAACGACCCUCCAUAAGUAAAGUUGUGGAGAUGUUAGAAGGAAGCUUUGAGUCAUUUCAAAUUCCGCCUAGACGUUUUUGGACAUCUUCGGCAAUGCCUUCCCAAGGCCUUACCCCGUUAACCACACAAAGUUCAACGAGUGAGAGACUAUUAACAGUGCAGGUUGUGGGGGAAGAUUUCACUUAAAUAGUAGUAGUGAACUUAAUUAUCUGUAAGGUAUGACUGUUAUGUAAAGUAAAUCAAUUGUUAUGA